AGCCCCUACAAACAACCACCUCAAGCACCACUACAAGUUACUCAGAGGAAUGUAGCCUAUGCACAGCCCAACUAUAACAGUCAGCAGGAUGUGUAUGUGCAGAAUACCAAUCCACAAGAAUAUAAUGAAAACUACAAUACAGCGACUGAUGAAGGACAAUACAACCAGCAGUCUGGAGCCCAUCAACCUAACAAGUCACCAUCCCGACAACAGACGAGGCUCAGGGUGAAUACUACAGCCACCUUGAGCAACAACAAGCACAAAGCUGUGUUAGCUGCUAUAGCCACUUCGUCACCUGAAGAUCAGGCAACACCAAUACGGACAACCAUCACCCACUUCCCAAAUAUUCCAGAUACUAACACACCUCAUCUAAUCACACCACAGGAUUCCAAAGCUGAAUCAAAAUCGAGGCAAGCAAAUUAUUCUGUAACUGAUAUAAACUCUUGGAAAAGCAAUUCUCAAAUGCUUAAUUCUCACAGAAUAACACCGACUUCAGUUUCCUCUCUCACUGAAUCUUUCUAUACUGCAGCACCCAAACCAACUCAAUCAUCCAGGUCAAGAGGUACUUUCCGUCGAAUUUCUCUAGAGUCUUCUACAGAACCAGCAGUUGGGAGACAAAUUUCAGAGGUAGUCACACUCAGUACUCCAUUGUCAGGUACUUCUACAUCAGGUAGUCUGAGUGCUGCUUCAUCAAGGAGUCAGGAUAGUAAUGCUCGACAUAUUUCUACCAAAUCCUUUACAGUUAUAGACAACAUCAAUUCCAUUUCAGAAACUUUCUCACAAGAUGCUGAAAUUAGUCCUGUUGAAAAUUAUUUCACACAGAACAAUGAUGGUCACAGACGUGGUAAAGAACGUGGUUCUGGUUCUUCCAGAACUGAUACAAUAACAUCAACAAAAUACCAAAAUCAGAACAAAAUAGGUGUCACAGAGGUAGCACAAAGAAUAAGGCUUGUGCCAGGGUCUACAAUGCCUCCAUCUAGUGAGUCACAUGAAUCUCAAAAUUCCGCAGUCUCGUUUAGUACUCCUCAGUCCAGACAACUUGAAUCUUUGGCAUUUCAUUCCACAACUGAAACUGUCACUUCACGCUCCGUAUCAAAAACUUCUGGCACUGAAACUGUUUCAUCUUCUUUUACCCAAAGAUCUACAUUCUCAAAACGAAAUGAGACUCAAAAUGAACCCAGUCCACCAACACCCUCACCUUCUGCCUUGAGGUCCUCUUAUCAUUCUAGCCUAGUUGAUUCAGAUGAUAUGCACUAUGGGCUAUCACGUAAUUCAGUUGUCCAACAAUCAGAUGUUUCAACCAACAAUAGAGCAAGGUCAAGAGGCAGUGGCCAAAGGAAAACUACUUCUUGUGCCGAUGCUGUAGAUGCCAACUCAAAUGCAGGCUGCAGCAAAAAACCACAAAUUAGAUUAAGACCUACAACAGCUUCCCUUGACAAUCAGUCGACCCCUGCUCCUGCCAGAGGCAACAAUGCUGGAAGGCCUCGUGGAGAUGGUUCAUAUACUACAGGUAGUGGGGCUGAACCAACUGUCAACCGUGGUACACCAGCCACUGUCAGUCGUUCCCGCCCCACUCUAAAACCGUCUACUGCUAUUGUGUCCAAAGCUCAGGAAUUUGUGGAUAUAUACCAAUAUCCAGCAAGAAGGCCUGAUCCUGUCUACCCAACACCACAGGUGGACAAGACAGCUGCCAAGUGUCGUAAAGAUGUGUGUCUUCUCCCUGACUGUUACUGUGGAGGCAAAGAUAUACCAGGUGGUUUUGCAGCAGAGGAGAUUCCACAGCUUGUUCUGCUAACAUUUGAUGACUCAGCAAAUGAUCUCAACAAGGGGCUGUAUACAGACCUGUUUGAAAAUGGCCGCACAAACCCUAAUGGCUGUCCUAUAGCAGCUACUUUCUACGUAUCUCAUGAGUGGACAGAUUAUAGUCAUGUCCAGAACCUGUAUGCAUCUGGUCAUGAAAUUGCAUCACAUUCCAUCUCGCACAGUUUUGGGGAACAGUUUUCUCAGAAGAAAUGGACUAAAGAGAUAGCUGGUCAACGAGAAAUCCUUGCUGCUUAUGGUGGUGUGCAUUUAGAAGACAUCAGGGGCAUGAGAGCUCCAUUCUUGGCUAUCGGAGGCAACAAAAUGUUCAAGAUGCUGUAUGAUUCAAACUUCACCUAUGACUCAUCAAUGCCUGUUUAUGAGAACCGACCUCCAAGUUGGCCUUACACAUUGGACUACAAAAUCUUCCAUGACUGCAUGAUUCCACCUUGUCCUACACGUUCCUAUCCAGGUGUAUGGGAGGUUCCUAUGGUGAUGUGGCAGGACCUGAAUGGUGGGCGAUGCUCCAUGGGUGAUGCAUGUAGCAAUCCACCUACAGCUGAUGGAGUAUAUAAGGUGCUCAUAAAGAAUUUUGAACGCCAUUACACAACCAACAGGGCACCAUUUGGUUUGUUCUACCAUGCUGCAUGGUUCACCCAACCACAUCAUAAAGAAGGCUUCAUUGCAUUCCUUGACACCAUUGUCAACAUGCAGGAUGUCUGGCUGGUAACCAACUGGCAGGCUCUUCAGUGGGUGCGUGACCCAACACCUCUGUCUCGCAUCAACAACUUCCCACCAUUUCAGUGCAAUUACCCAGAGCGACCCAGGAGAUGUAACAGCCCCAAAGUAUGUAACCUGUGGCACAAGUCAGGUGUACGAUAUAUGCGGACCUGUCAGCCUUGCCCAGAUGUCUACCCAUGGACUGGCAAGACGGGCGUCAGAAACAGCAGAGUUGACAAUGAAAUUACUGAAGAGUCAUAAACCAACAGGAAAACAACACAUCAGAAUUCAGACAUUUGUAAACAACUGAUUCUUGUUUAAGAAAUGAAAUCCUAAUUACAUGCACAAACCAAAUUUUAGAAAAUCAUGAAUUUAUUUAAAACUGACUUUUGUAAAUUUCUUGAAGAUGAGUGUCUUCAGGGUUGUUGCACCAUGUAAUCUGGUAGAAAUUUACUGAUGUUUCAGAAGUGCUUGCUGCCUCCAUCAUAAGCACUUCUAAAACAUCCAUAAAAUUCUACUAAACUAAUGGCACAACCCAGAAGAUGGUCAUCUUCAUACCUGCUGCUGUGAGAACCUCAAAUCUCACUAUGUAAACUUAUUGUUUAUAAAUAAUCCAUCUAAGGGUUUCAUGUUAAAGAAAUAAUGUAGUUAAGAUAAACUGGCCUCACAUAAAUUAUUUCCAAUUGGAAUACACAAGAUUAUGCAAGAGUUUAAACUGAACAGACACAAGAGAAACACACCAUAUUCAAAAGCAGUUUUUGACAGUAAACUACAUAUAAAUUAAAAAGUGAUGUGACUACAGAAAUGUAGUUACUUGAAAUCUGAACAAACUUUAAUGAGAAUUUUAUUCUUUACUGUGAAGCACAUUAUCAGAUGGCUCAACAAGUCAGCACAUUCUUUUAUGUACAUACACAUAUAUGCCAUUUGAAGGUGCUUAGACUCUGAUAAUAAGGACUCCAUUGAAGCAUUUUUAUAUUCUUUGCAUUGGUUAUUAGCAAGAAAAAUGCUUCACUAAAGCCCUUAACCACAGGAUAAAAAGCUACCUUUGAACAAGGAGUGAAAUUCGGGGUAUCAAGAAUUGGUGGUUGGGUUAAUAAUGUUUCUUGCAAAAAUCCUUUGUUGAUGGGGCAUAUACGCAUGACAGCUGCGCUUCUGUCUUUUAUUAUGCCAUACACAUUUCAUACAUAAACUGAAAAAGAAUUAUUUAUAUGUGAUAUACUAAAUACAUUUACAAAGUAGAAUACAUAUGAAAUAUAAAUUAUAACAUAUCUGAAGCACAGCUAAGAUGCCCUUUUGGUCAUUGCAGAACAAAACUGACUUCUUGAACACAAUGAAAAUAUGUGCCCUGAAUACUGCUUAACUGAUUAUAUUACCAUUAUAAAAGAUAAAAUAUAACUUACACAGCACUACAGUAAUGUGAAAGGUUCUGGGAUCCCUCAUUGGAAUUUAUCGAUCAAUAAUUAUAUACAUAAGAAAGAUGCACAUUCCACUUCUUUUAAAGUUCAGUGAAAUUGUUUAGUUUUAUUUUGUACACAAAAGUCAAGCUACACAUAUUCAAGUUAACAAUUAACUUUUAAAAAAUAUAACUUAUUAAAUAUUUCAAUUAUAAUAGAGAUCAUUUGGUAGAUUUAAUUAAAUCCAAACAUGUGACAACUAAAAUAUCACCAAACAUUUAAUGUAUAUAGUAAAUAGAUUUUGGGGUAAACAACUAUUUCUUAGCUAAGGGAAAUAUGCAGGCAUGUUGCAACUGUUUCAAAUCAGACUUCAUGAACUUAAUACAGUAUGCCCCAGAAACAAAGCUUUCACGCUAAAUCUUCCAGUACCUAGUUGUCUCUACUGUAUGCGUAUGAUUGUGUGUAUGUAUGUGUUGUGUGCCCUGAUACCAAUGACAGAUUGAUAACAGUAUUGAUGUUGCUUAUUAUAAUUAUUAUUUAUUGACCCUGUUUGCCAUUAAUUAUACUCAUGUAGUUUAACUUAAAUGUAAAUGUUGAAAAUGGAGGCAAUCAUCAAGUGCACUAUGCAUGUGUGGCUUAUCAGGUAUAUUAGCCAUGGAAACAGGACUAAACUUCUGCUGCCAUUUGCACACACUAACCCUGAAAUCAAAAUCUUAGAAACAAGGGAAUCACAUCUUGACAAGUUUUAUUAAAUAAAAAUAAUUCCUCAGAGCCAUUAGACUAUGUAAUUGAAAGCACACCAAGAUAUAGUCAUCAUGCAUACUGUUGGAUACUGUGAAGAAAUUAAUGUAUAAAAUGAAAAAGCAACAAGCAGUGUUUGAGAUGCAAACACCCAAUUCAGACUGGUGCACUAGAGUAUACUAUUUACAUUGUCAUGUGUUUAGCAAUAUUUUGCCAUUCCUUGUUCUGAAUGAGUUCUACAAUAAAUAUUUAAACUACUGGGUUAACACACAGAAGCACUGUAAUGCUACUACAAUCAAGCAGUUGUAUUCAAAAUUCUCUUUUCUUUUAGUAAGGAAGUAUUCUUUCUUGACUUAGGAACAUCAAAGUUUCCAUUAUGAUGAUUAACUGUUGGUUGUUAUAACAUAUUUUGAACAAGCACAAGAACAGUCAAGUAAUGGUUAUAUAAUUCUUGAAAAACUAUAGUGGCUCUAGACUUCAUACAAUCAAACAUACAUGAAAAUGGUAUUAAAAAUUACAAUACAAAAUACAAACUGGCUUCACUUGAGUACUUCCGCAAAAAAGUAAGACAAUACAAUGCUGUAUGUUUAAUUUAUUUCAAAAAUAUGUAUUUUUAAGACAUAUCUGUUGCUCCAACUCAUAAGACCCUUCAAAUUUGCUAUGGCUGAUAAAAAUAUGACAAGUACAUAAACAUUAUUUGCUUAUAGAAAAGAUGAACAUUUUAAGUGAUGCACUUUCUAAAGGGAGACACAAAGUAUGUUUAAAAAGUAUGAUCUGCUUGCCAAACCACUUACAAAGUUUUCAACUGAUAUGUUUGAAUGGAAUUCAGACAAGAACAUUUUUUGUUGGCUAAGAACCCAGUUUUAAUAAUUCAGUUUACAGAUCUGUUUUUUCUUCCCCUAACAGUGCUGCUUCAAAUUUUUACAAAUGUAUUGGUCAUUCCUUAGUCAGUGUGUUCAAUUUUUGUAAAACCCCUCAUAUUCACUAUAGCAUAUCUGAUAGCCAGCUUUAAAAUUACCUUUUGUUUAUAGGCACAAACAAUACAUAAAGUUACAAUUGACCUAUAGUGAGAUUGUUCUCAUUUGCCAAUCUAUCCAUAGGUUUCAACUACAAGAACACUCAGAAUUUUGACAAUAUUCACUAUUUGAAUAGAAGUUUAGGCAAAGUCCAUUUAAUCCAUACUCCCUAAUUAGAGCCCCUAAAGGACACAGAUGGAUUUUUGUCUCUUUUUAAAUUCUUUUAUAAAUAAAAUAACAUUUUGGAUUGAUACAUAGUCUUAAAUUGAAAGUACCUGAGUGGUAUGGCACAGUUCCAGUUUGAAAGAAAUGAGCUGUUUCCACUAUUACUUCAUGACAGUUCAUGCUUUCAAAUGUUGAAUUGAACAAUAGCUGAAAAAUGGAUAGCACAAUUAAGGAAAUUUUAAUUCUACAGCAAAUAACUUCUACGAGAGCAUACUUCAUCUUAUAUUUGUGAGGGCUCACACACACCUUGCCCUUCCAUUACACUGCCUAUGACUGAUAUCUCCAGUGCUCUGGUGCUGAAGAAAUCACCAAGGUGCACUCUGCCCUGUUCAAGGUGGGGAAGGCUUUCAAUGUGACAAAAUCUAACUUUAGCACUAAAAUACCAAUAUAUAUGACCUUAUUCAUUGGACUAAGGUUUAAUUAAUGGAAAGGGUAUUACUUUUCUCUUUAUCACUGUGGCCCACUGAGCUUCCUACCUAACAAAGUAUGAAGAUCUAUUUUGAAUGCACGAAACAAUGUUUACAGGCUCCCUGUACUGAAAUUGAUGAAAAGAAAUUCUUUCUUCUGCGAAAAAUAGUAACAUUUCCUUCAAAGAAUAUCUGACUUUAACAAACCACAUAAUGAGUUCGAUUAACAUGCAGAAUGGUAAAAAUUUGGCUGCAGUGCAGUAAUUAUAUUUGUUAAUCAAAUCCCCUAGCAAUCAGUUUCUUAAAAUUAAACUAUAUAUGAGGGAAAGGAGCAACAGUUUCUUGGAAAGUCUAAUGGCAUUGUUAUGUGAUUGAUACAAAAAACAACACUACUAUAAUAUAUAUACACACAUAUAAACAAUUGCAAUUAUAGUAAGCAUAUAAAUCUCACUGAGAAUCAGCGAUAUCUUUGCAUGGUUAAUUUUUUUUGUAUUGUGAUACCCAUGCAAAUCAAAUAUUAAAAUUAAAAGUUUCUGUAACUUAAGAA
Molecule: messenger RNA, 6850 nt
Organism: Zootermopsis nevadensis
Lineage: Eukaryota; Metazoa; Arthropoda; Insecta; Blattodea; Termopsidae
Source: RefSeq, a predicted model, not a curated record